Chionomys nivalis (European snow vole) is the source of this 1036-nucleotide messenger RNA. It is a transcript of the gene Ahsp, whose product is annotated as alpha hemoglobin stabilizing protein. Gene Ontology annotation, cellular component: cytoplasm. Gene Ontology annotation, biological process: erythrocyte differentiation; protein stabilization; protein folding. The transcript has 5 exons. The coding region runs from base 386 to 916 and encodes 176 amino acids. NCBI's taxonomy places the organism in Eukaryota, Metazoa, Chordata, Mammalia, Rodentia, Cricetidae. The record is from RefSeq and is a predicted model, not a curated record. Gene Ontology annotation, molecular function: hemoglobin binding.
AACAGUCGGGAGAGGGAGAGGUGCCUUCCUGUGGAAAUAGUUGCCAUCAAUCAGAUCUCAAACUUUUAGCUGUAAAACAAGAUGUCGUUGUUGCUAGCCUGGCAUUCUUGGAUGGCCACUGCUCUGGAUAACAACUCCAUUCUGGAAACGUCUGAUCCUCAAGGACUGCUGGCUUCAUCAUGAACUGUGGCUAGAAGCACCAUGCUAACCCAUGCCUCCUUAUCUGACCCCACACAGAGUCUGUCUAAGGUUGACAUAACCACUAGCACUUUUGUGAAGAACUGAGUUCCCAGGAGGAAGGAAGAAGUCAAGUUACCGAACACCGUGUUGUACUCUUUAUUCUAGCUUCUGUGAAUGAGCCAAACCCCAAAGCCACGUUCUGUGAAUGAGUUCACCCAAUGGCCUUGCUUGGCAUGCAAGCUCCAGGGAAGCCUCACCGCCCACCAUCUCCACCCCAGGACGACCUAUCACGCUCCUUCAGGACCUCGAAGCAGGGCGUUUCCGUCUUAAGCUAGCUCUGGACUCUGCUUACCUCCCGCUCAGUGCAGAGGACACGCCAACCCUGAAGAGUGUGGCUGAGGCAACUUCAGCACCUUUGGACUUGAAGAUGGCCCCUUUCCAGACCAAUAAGGAACUGAUUUCUACAGGGAUAAAGGAGUUUAAUGUUCUGCUGAAUCAGCAGGUCUUUAAUGACCCUCUCAUCCCUGAAGAGAGCAUGGUGAUUGUGGUGGAUGACUGGGUAAACCUGUACAUCAACUAUUACAAGAACCACGUGCUUGGGGAGCAGCAGGAAAAAGACAAGGUGCUGCAAGAACUCCAGCAAGAGCUGAGUACUUUGGGCAGUCAGUUUCUGACCAAAUAUAGGACCAUUCUGAAGACCAGAGAGCCCUCAAACAGAGAACUGCCCUCCUCAUAGCCGAAAGGUUGAAGGUAUCACGCCUAAGAACCCUGAAGUCUUGACUCUGGAUUGUGUCUCCAGACUAUUCUCUCAUGGCGUUGCUGGACCUUGACAUCUCAAUAAAGACCAAUACGAAUU